This is a messenger RNA of Scylla paramamosain (green mud crab), 2865 nucleotides long. Its product is annotated as ceramide-1-phosphate transfer protein-like. The transcript has 6 exons. Gene Ontology annotation, biological process: intermembrane lipid transfer. Lineage: Eukaryota; Metazoa; Arthropoda; Malacostraca; Decapoda; Portunidae. Gene Ontology annotation, cellular component: cytoplasm. The record is from RefSeq and is a predicted model, not a curated record. The coding region runs from base 55 to 1065 and encodes 336 amino acids. Gene Ontology annotation, molecular function: lipid transfer activity.
AUCUUGGGGACGGAUUGGCCACUCUCCUGCUCACACUACUUGGCAACUUUAUUAAUGUGUGUGUGUGUGUGUGUGUGUAAAGAGAGAGAGAGAGAGAGAGAGACAGCAGGGAGCGUUUGUGGUGGUCGUGUGUUCGUCUCAGCAGUGGCGUUGGCACAUCAAGUUACCAGCAUGGAGCAUGGCAGUUCAACGAGUGAGAUUGAGGUGGUGAAUGGGAAGCUGAAGAAGGAGCUUGUGGUGAAGGAAAAAGAAGAUGAAGAGGAGGAGAAAAAGGACGAGGUGAAGGAAAUGAGGAAUGCUAAGUUGAUAAAUAACGAAAAGGAGGAGGAGUUGAAGGUCAAGGAGGAGGAGGAGGAGGAGGAGGAGGAGGAAGACAGCGAUGAUGAUGAAACGGAGAUGGAUAACGAAGAGGACGAGGAAGACGAAGAGGAGGAGAAGUUAAAGGAGCUGAUAGUUGACAUGCAGUUGGUGCGGGAUUACUUCACCCCAGGCGCUGAGAAUGAAGUGCCGCUGGCCUCAUAUUUGAAAGCCUAUGUGGAGCUGAACAAGUUCAUCAAGAUGUUGGGCAAGUUCUACUAUUUCGUUUCCUUAGACGUCAAGAGGAAGAUAGCAACACUGCGGAAGAAGAUGGCGGGGGAGAACAGCCAGUAUUACGUGGACCUGAAGACGAUGAUCAAGUAUGAGACGGAGAAUGGCCUUGUUGUGGAGAAAUCCAUGUCUGGCACUGAGGCACUCCUUAUGCUGCACCGGGGCCUGGAAUUUGCCCGAGACUUCAUGACUGAGUUGGUGAAGGAGAAGGAGGAGCCCAAGCUGAGUGAGGCGGCCUCCAGGAUUUACGUGUCCACCACAGGAAGGUUCCACCCGCCCAUCCUGCGGGAAACCUUCUCCUUGGUGCUGAGGAUGCUGCCCAACCGAGCCACCAUCAGGAGCAGGGUUGCGAAGGAGAACGAGGAGGCGGAGGAGACACUAAAGAGGCUGCUGCCGGAGGUCAUCAAGUCAGUGACAGAGACUUACGACGUAUGCCAGAGGAUCUACCAGGACUACAACCUCCUCAACUUACCAUGAAGGACCCUCUGGCCAAGGAGGUGCCAUAGAGGAGGAGCUGGCUGGAAUAUAAGAACCAGGCUGUGACUUUCUGAAGGAGGAGGAGGAAGAGUUACCAAGAUGACCAAGAGAGAUCAGAAAAUUUGUUUUAGAGAGAGAGAUAGAGAGAGAAAAUUUGCCAGGUGGAAGAGAAAUGAAAGAAAAAUCAGAAAACAUGAGAAAGAAGAAGAUAAAUUGAGUUAGAGAAGAUAUGUUAAUAAUAAAUGGAAGACAAUGUGAUAAUGCAAUAAAUGGAAGAGAUGGAAUAGGUUAAGAUUACAUUACAAGAAGACUCAAGUUAUAAAGAGAAGGGUUGUGGUGAGUGGAGGCAAGAUCUGAUGUGUGGUUAAGUGGAGAAUUAGUGUUUGUCUUUCCACUUUUUUUGUAUAAAGAUGACCAUCAGAAGACUUCAUUUUGUAAUUACUUAGGACAACUGACUUUUAAUACUUCAAAUAUAUAUAUAUAUAUAUAUAUAUAUAUAUAUAUAUAUAUAUAUAUAUAUAUAUAUAUAUAUAUAUAUAUAUAUAUAUAUAUAUAUAUAUAUAUAUAUAUAUAUAUAUAUUUUUUUUUUUAGCUAUAAUCUCCACACGACUGAAUUAUCUAUUGACUGUGUAAUGAUAACUUGUAAACCACUCAAAAAAUGUUUAUUAACUCUCUGAAGACUUCACCUUUUUUUUUUUUUCAACUCUGAAGAUGUAACCUUUUUUUUUGUCAACUGAAUAAUUCUCUUUUUUUUACUCUGAAGAAUUAACUUUUCUUUUUUUACUGAAGAAUUAACCUUUUUUUUUUUACUCUGAAGAAUUAUCUCUUUUAACUGAAGAAUUAACUCUUUUUUUUUUUUUUAACUCUGAAGAAUUAACUCUCUUUCCCAACUCUGAAGAAUUAGCUCUCUUUUUUUUUCUUUUAACUCUGAAGAAUUAACUCUCUUUUUUAACUCUGAAGAAUUAACUCUCUUUUUUAACUCUGAAGAAUUAAUUAUCUUUUUAACUGAAGAAUUAACUCUCUUUCCCAACUCUCUGAAGAAUUAAGUCUUUCCCAACUCUCUGAAGAAUUAAAUCUCUUUUCAGCUCUGAGGAAUUUACUUUUUUUUCAUCUCUGUGAAGACUCAAAACAUUUUUUCAACUAUCAGCAGACUAAUUCUUUCAACUAUUUUUUAACCAUCUGAAACUAUUUAUCAUCCACAUGAAGUAGUCUCUUGUACUGAAGACGAUUAACUUCAAACUUGAAAAUAUUUUAUGCUAUACUAAAACCAACUUUUUUACUAUUUAAAGACUAAAGUUUUCACUGUCUAAUUAUUAUUAAGACUUUAUAUGCUUUAGCAGAUUUAAGGUGUUUUACUCGUACUGCUCUUGUUCAGAAUGUGAUGUUAACAUGCUCAAAAUGUUCUGUGAAUUAUGGUAAAUAUUGAUGUUGUAACUCUUGCAGAUAGUAAUUGUAGUCAUAAUUAUUGAACUGAACUGACGUACCUAUUUUUGUAAAGGAGAGAGAGAGAGAGAGAGAGAGAGAGAGAGAGAGAGAGAGAGAGAGUUUUCACAGAAUAGGCAUGUUUUUAUAUAUCAUUGCAUUCAUGAAAUAGAUGGUUGGUGUGUGGCAUCAAUCAAACCUGAAGGAUUCUCAAAGAUGCCAGUUAUUGAUAUACUUUUAACCCUGAACUAAAGCUAACAGUGUGAAUAGCAGUAUGGUUUACUGCGCACUCUACUUGUACCUGCCUUUGUAAUGUGCUGUAAUGAUCACUUGUUCCCACUCUGGUUUGGGAUGCCAUGAAUAAAUGUUGCCAUUGUG